GGAAUUCCAGGUAAAGGAAAAUUAUUAACACAAUUGAGUGUAUUCUGGUUCGAAAAACUUUACGAAAUACUGCCGAACCACUUAAUCACCGCGGAUUUGGAGAAAAUGCCCGCUGAAGUACAAAAAUAUCGAUCGCAAUUGGAGCAUCGAUGUUUAUUGGUUCGGAAAUUAAAAGUUCUACCUAUUGAGUCUAUUAUACGUGGAUAUAUUACUGGAUCCGCAUGGUCAGAGUAUAAGAAAAAAGGUAGUAUCUGUGAAAUACCCUUACCUGAUGGACUGUUAGAAAGUCAAGAAUUACCUGAGUUGCUGUUCACACCUAGCACUAAAGCAGAGAUCGGUCAACAUGAUGAAAAUAUUCAUCCGGAUAAAGUUACAGGAUUAGUGGGUGAAACACAUGCAAAAAAAAUCGAAGAAGCAUCCUUGAAAUUAUAUAUUAAGGCAAAAGAAUAUGCAUUGACUAAAGGAAUAAUCAUCGCGGACACGAAGUUCGAGUUUGGUACCGAUUCAAAUGGAAAGCUGUAUUUAAUUGACGAAGUCUUAACACCAGACUCUUCAAGAUUUUGGUUAUUAAAAGAUUUCAAAGCCGGUCAGAGUCAGCAAAGCCUUGACAAACAAUACGUGCGCAAUUAUCUACUUAGCAUUGAUUUUGACAAGCGGACAAGUAUUGAAUUACCAAAUGAUAUCAUUUUAAAAACAAUGGAAAAAAAUGAGCCAAGAUUUUCUUACAAUGAACCUGUUCCUAGAACUCCUGCUGCCGCUUAUUACAACGAAAAAGAGUCAAGAUCUCGUUACUGGGCAAAAGACUUGACUACAAUUCCUCCUACUACUUAUAACGAAAGAGAAUCAAAGUCCUCUAGUUAUUGGUUAAAAGACGAGUAUAGCUUAACCACGCCUAUCAACAGCAAGAGUAGCAAAAUCAAGCAUGGUCCUCUACAAAAAUAUUCUAAUUUUGACAAUAGACAUAAGAGAAAUCCGGAUAUUUAUCCAAGUGCAGAAGAAGUACAGGCAAGAAUGCGAAAUCCCGAACCUCAUCCAACGGAAGAAGAAAUUUUGGAAAGAAUUCAAAGAAAACGCAAGUCACAAUCGCAUCGUACGAGUUCAAGAGCCUACGAACCUCCUGAUUCGGAAAAUUAUUUAACAAGUAUUGAUGAAACGACACAACCUAGAAAUUUCACAGGAAACGAAGGUUCAUUCAACCAUGUUUCAGAAAAAGAAAAUUGGAAAUAUGAUGAUCAAUUACGUCGUGUUGCAAGAGACGAUUAUGACGUUUCAGAUCCCAACUCACAUUUAGAAAAGGUUGAAUGGUCUGAAAUUCAGCACUCUCAACCUGAUUCUGAUAACUAUUUACCGUCCUCAACCACACCAUCAUCUCCAAUUGGACGGCGUAAUUAUGAACAGCGGGUUCCAUCAUAUUCGCAACCACGUUUGACAAAAGUUAAGUGGGAAGAUUCUAGAAGCUCCCACACUAACGUUAAUAACCCUGAUUUUGGCUUACUAAGAGACUCGAAUCGAUACAUGGAUGAAGAGGAUAUAAAAAAUGAAUUAGACUAUUUAUAUACUCAAUUAAAGAAAGAGGAACGGGCUGAAAUGCAGGAAGAUUAUUUAAGGAAUUGGAAACCACGUCUUGAAGAUGAACGAGCUGAUACGCCGGAAGAUUAUCUAAAACAUCUGAAACCACGCGUUAAUGACAUUGAUCGUGAUGUAUUUCCUUUAUCGAAUAACUUGAAAAUAUCUACUUAUACAAGACAAGCAAACACCGAAAAUGACCCCGCAUUAAUGUAUGAGGUAUUUUUGCAAAUUAAAUCAUCAACAGAACAAAGAAAUAAAAAAGCGGCAUCAAAAACAUUAAAUAAGGAGGACCAGGCACAAGAGGGAGCAAGUGAAAUACUAAAUGGACAUGAAGAACAGCGUGAAAAAACAAUUGAUAUGUCAAAUAAUAACAAGCAAGAGUCACCGAAAAUCCAUCUAGCAGAAGAGGAACCAAUGAAAAAAAUCUCACUAUUUUAUAAUGCAAAUGAGAAAGAAAUCGAAUUCGAAUACGUGGAAGAGGAACAAGAGAAACCAUUUGUCCGAAGAAGUUAUCACUACCAAGGACCACCAUUACCUGAACUAUUAAUCGAAGAAGAUAAAAUGAAUAUUAUAUUUAACGUGAUGAUUGGAUGUUUGGCACGUAAUAGAUGGCUUGAUGAAGCAAUUGAA
Messenger RNA from Ambispora leptoticha, 2199 nucleotides. The record is from the annotation of a GenBank genome assembly. NCBI's taxonomy places the organism in Eukaryota, Fungi, Glomeromycota, Glomeromycetes, Archaeosporales, Ambisporaceae.